Molecule: messenger RNA, 968 nt
Organism: Aspergillus novofumigatus IBT 16806
Lineage: Eukaryota; Fungi; Ascomycota; Eurotiomycetes; Eurotiales; Aspergillaceae
Product: ureidoglycolate hydrolase
Exons: 2
Coding region: 1-804 (267 amino acids)
Biological process (GO): allantoin catabolic process
Molecular function (GO): ureidoglycolate hydrolase activity; ureidoglycolate lyase activity
Source: RefSeq, a predicted model, not a curated record
AUGGAGUUGAUAGGCGACAUCAAGUCUCAACGCAUCUUCGCACCCAAACACCAUGGCACCACCCGUCCUCACCUCCAGCCCAACUCUCCGCAUCACCCCGAACCCUUCACCAAAGAGGCCUUCGCGCCCUUCGGCUCCGCCAUCAGCUGUCCUCUCCCACGCGAUCUCUCCUCCGCACCUCCUAUCUCCUCUCUCCCUCCUCACGAUCCAACUCCAGUCGUCGCAAACCAAUCCUCCGCCCUCAAGUACAGCCCCAUCUCCCCACUGCUCGACUGCUACGCGCAAUGUCCCAGCGCCCAGCCCUCUUCCGCCCGCAUGAGCAUGUUCUCGUGCUUCCCGCGCAAACUGCGCACCGCCAGAGGAACAGGAGGGGAGACUAGCGUCUUCGACGUCCGCAUCCUGGAGCGACACCCCUUCACCACGCAGACAUUCACACCGAUCGACCUAUCCAGCCAGACCCGCGCAGGCGAUGCCGAGGAACCAUUCUACCUGGUUAUCGUGGCGCCGACGUUGAAGGGCCAGACGGCAACGGCGACGACGCCGUCGGGGGAUAUCGUGGCGAUCAGGGAUCCGCCUGACUUGAACGAUGUGCGGGCGUUUGUGGCGGGCGGUGGGCAGGCGGUGACGUAUGGGGUUGGGACGUGGCAUGCGCCGAUGGUGGUGCUGGGUUCCAGGCGGGUGGAUUUUGUGGUUGUGCAGUUUGCCAAUGGAGUGGAUGAUGAGGACGUGCAGGAGGCUGCUUUUGGGGAAGGGAUUGUGGUUGAUUUGGGGAAGAAUCGGACGUUGGGUGCUUCCAAGCUCUGAAACGCUGGAGGGAGUGGUAUUCUUGCCUACGUCUGCAAUGGCGGCCUUUGUCCAUAGAGGACCUUAUUUAUGAAUGUAUGAUGAAUGUACGUUAAGCAUGACUAGAUUGGUAUCUCGAGCAAAAGUGCAACACACAAGAAGAUGUGGUACAUGUACAUAGAGGG